AUGGUUCGUCACAAUAACCAGCUACCGAAUAAUCUAACACAGUUGCAAAAUUUAAUCAAGAGAGAUCCUGAAUCAUACAAAGAUGAAUUUCGACAACAGCUUGCACAUUUUGAUACAACGUUGGAAAUUUUUAACCUAAAUCCCACCCAAUAUAGCAAAAAACUUGACGAACAGGCGAUGUUUUUAGCGCAAGUCACGCAGUGUUAUUUGAAUGAAAUGACAACAUUUCCACAGAAGAUUGUUGAUAUUUUAAAAACUCAUAAUACUAUUCUUCAUAGUGAUAUGCGGCUUUCAUUAUGUAAAUGCUUGAUUCUGCUAAGAAAUAAAAAUUUUGUAACAUCUUAUGAUUUACUUGAGCUUUUUUUCUCGCUCAUUAAAUGUCAAGACAAAAACCUCCGAGAAUACUUGAAAACUCAUAUAAUUACCGAUAUUAAGAACAUGAAUAUGAAACAUAAGGAUAUGAAACUAAAUUCAACAUUACAGAAUUUUAUAUUUUCAAUGCUUCGUGACACAAAUGCAAAAUCAGCUAAAUUAGCAGUAGACAUAUUAAUAGAAUUAUACCACAAAAACAUUUGGAACGACCACAAAACUGUUAACAUAAUUGCUGAUAUUGGAUGUUUCUCCAAGAUUACAAAGGUAAUGGUUGCAUCAUUAAAGUUUUUCCUGAGUAGAGAGGAAGAAGAAAAGAAUGAAAACUCUGAUAGUGAUGAUGAAAUUGAUCCAAGGGAUACUAUGAUAUCUAAUAAAUUUAACAAGAAAACAAGGAAAAGAGAGAAAAUGGUAGAUAAAGUUAAGAAAAUUGCUAAGAAAUUAAAAAGGAAAAAAGAAAAAGCACCAAUAUUCAAUUUCUCCGCGUUGCAUCUUAUAAACAAUCCUCAAGGAUUUGCUGAGAAAUUAUUCAAGCAAAUAGAAUCAUCAAAUGAUAGAUUUGAAGUGAAAUUAAUGACACUUGAUGUAAUCUCCAGAUUAAUUGGCUUGCACAAUCUGUUUUUGUUUAAUUACUAUCCAUUUAUUGCUCGAUUAAUUAUGCCCCAUCAAAGAGAAGUAACUAGGAUUUUACAAUUUGCAGCUCAGGCAUCACAUGAGUUAGUACCACCAGAGGUUAUGGAGCCAGUGAUGAAAGCCAUAGCUAAUAAUUUUAUUACUGAAAGAAAUUCUACUGAUGUAAUGGCUGUUGGCUUAAAUGCAGUUCGUGAGAUUUGUGCUAGAUGCCCUCUUGCUGUUGGAGAAGAUCUCCUUCGAGAUCUAGUACAAUAUAAGUCAUAUAAAGAAAAAUCUGUUAUGAUGGCUGCACGAUCUCUUAUUCAACUAUAUAGACAAUCAAUGCCUAACUUAUUACAUAAGAAAGACAGAGGUAGACCAACAGAAGCAUUAACAGAAAUAAAAGCAAAGCAAUAUGGGGAAUUGGAUAUAAAGGAUUAUAUACCAGGAUCAGAAGUUUUAUUAGAAAGAAAAGAAGAGAAAAAUGUGGAAAAGAAAAAUAAAAAAACAAAAAAGAAAACAGAUGAUUCAGAUGAAGAAGAAUGGAUUGAUGUUGCUUCAUCAGAUUCAGAAAUCGAUAUUUCUACAGAUGAAGAAGACAAUAGUGGAGAUGAAGAUCGAGAAAGCAAUAGUGAAGAUGAAAAUGAGGAAAUAAAAGUAGACAAUGAUAAUGGUAAACAAUCUGAAGAAAACCUUAAUCAAAAUAAUACUGACAAUAGAAAAAUACUAAAGGCUAAAAGAAAACUUUCACCAAAAGAACUCGAAGAAAAAAUUGAAACGGCCCGUAAAAUUGCAAUGGACACUAUAUUUACCGAUGAAGACUUUAAGCGAAUAGAAGCAGCACAAAUAAAGAAAUGUGUUAGUGGAGUUAAAAGAAAAAAAAAUAUUAUUGAAGAAGAAGCUAAUGAAUCUACUGAACUUGUACAAUUAUCAGCUAUUGAAAAUAUCCAUAAGAAAAGGAAGCACGAUAAAAAUGCCAGACUAGAAUCUGUACACAAAGGGAGAGAAGACCGAGAUAAAUAUGGAUAUAAAGAUCGAAGAAAAAAUAUUAACUGUUCAAAAACUAAUAGAGAAAAAAGAAAGACAAAGGCUUAUCAAAUGGUGAAACAUAAAGCUAAGGGUAAAGUUAAAAGGUCUUUUAAAGAAAAACAAAUUGCAUUCAGAAACUACUUAAUAAAACAGAAAAAAAUGAGAUAG
Molecule: messenger RNA, 2178 nt
Organism: Parnassius mnemosyne (clouded apollo)
Lineage: Eukaryota; Metazoa; Arthropoda; Insecta; Lepidoptera; Papilionidae
Source: the annotation of a GenBank genome assembly